AUGAAGCGAGUGGAGAUCGUUCGACUUUGGGAGUGGGUUGUGUUUGAAGGGUGGUUAACCACAGUUGACAAUGAGAGUUUUAAGUAUGAAAGAGUAAGAGCAAGGGGAUUUAAGAGCUCGAUGAAGCGAGUGGAGAUCGUUCAACGUUGGGAGUGGGUUGUGUCCGAAGGGUGGUUAACCGCAGUUGACAAUGAGAGUUUUGAGUCCGAAAGUCGGGACCUAAAGAAUUUUCUUCUUAUGGGCCAAAAAGUAAGAGCAAGGGGAUUUAAGAGCCCGAUGAAGCAAGUGGAGAUCAUUCGACGUUGGGAGUGGGUUGUGUCCGAAGGGUGGUUAACUAUAGUUGACAAGGAGAGUUUUGAGUAUGAAAGAGUAAAAACAAGGGGAUUUAAGAGCUCGAUGAAGCGAGUGGAGAUCAUUCGAUGUGGGGAGUGGGUUGUGUCCGAAGGGUGGUUAACCGCAGUUGACAAUGAGAGUUUUGAGUAUGAAAGGUAG
Molecule: messenger RNA, 492 nt
Organism: Dovyalis caffra
Lineage: Eukaryota; Viridiplantae; Streptophyta; Magnoliopsida; Malpighiales; Salicaceae
Source: the annotation of a GenBank genome assembly